Penicillium pulvis is the source of this 375-nucleotide messenger RNA. RefSeq lists its product as uncharacterized. Bases 1 to 375 code for a protein of 124 amino acids. Lineage: Eukaryota; Fungi; Ascomycota; Eurotiomycetes; Eurotiales; Aspergillaceae. The record is from RefSeq and is a predicted model, not a curated record. The transcript is spliced from 2 exons.
AUGGCCAACCCACCACGCACACAGCAGGUCCCCCAGCAUGUCACGGCAUUGCUCUCCCACCUCACCUCCCGCCCCGGAGUGCAAUCGACCCUAAUCCUCUCCCGCAAAGACGGCUCAAUCAUCCAAAGAACCGGCCAGCUCGCCCCCCAAGAACCCUCCCCACGUCCAGCACCCACAACUACGGAGCAAGCCACGCUCCCUUCAGACUCAGAUCCUGCGCCCGCCCCAGCUCAAAUACACCAAGUCUCACAGGCAGAGGCCCUAGCCGCACACAUCUUCGCCUUCGUCUCAAGCGCCUCCGCACUGGGCGUCUCACUCUCAAACCCCACCCAAAAUUCAACCGAUAUCACCCCCCUACAUCUACACCGGGCUUAG